Messenger RNA from Fusarium sp. VM40, 372 nucleotides. NCBI's taxonomy places the organism in Eukaryota, Fungi, Ascomycota, Sordariomycetes, Hypocreales, Nectriaceae. The record is from the annotation of a GenBank genome assembly.
AUGACACGCACCCCGUCCAUCUUCAACUGCCUAAUACGCACGCAUCACAUAACAUCACGCAAGAAACUACAGCACGUGCGCCGUGCCGCUCAGCAGCUUAACGUGGACUGGCUCUUUGUGCGCAGUGGCGGAUCCCCGGGGAUAAUGUUCGCCGAGGCGCGCGACGAGGCGGGACUGACGGAGUGGGUUGCCACGGUGCAGGCGCUGCGGUACAAGGAUUUCCGGUGCGUGGCGAAGCCGGCGCCGGCCGAGGGCGUGGCCACGGGGAGGAUGGGGUUUGAGGAGACGGAGUCGGUGGCGGUUUUCGCAAAGGUUAUGGACGAGAAGGGGUUGGGGACGUGGUGGAAGAGGGGGAUGGGGUAUGAGGGCUGA